This is a messenger RNA of Sesamum indicum (sesame), 2686 nucleotides long. RefSeq names its product wall-associated receptor kinase-like 8. Gene Ontology annotation, molecular function: polysaccharide binding; calcium ion binding; protein serine/threonine kinase activity. The record is from RefSeq and is a predicted model, not a curated record. Gene Ontology annotation, biological process: protein phosphorylation; cell surface receptor signaling pathway. NCBI's taxonomy places the organism in Eukaryota, Viridiplantae, Streptophyta, Magnoliopsida, Lamiales, Pedaliaceae. Gene Ontology annotation, cellular component: plasma membrane.
AUUUAAAGAUGAACCAACUCUAUGGAUCCUUGUCAGUUGACUUGAAAGACUUUGCUUCUAUUGGUAGAACUGCAGUGCUGUUUUUUGGGUAGAAAAUACAUGGCAGGCAGAGCUCAGGAUCUACUGUUCAUAUUUAUAUUUCACCUACUUCAUUCAUGUUUCAAUCAAUCAGCUCUUAGCCCUUUUCAAUCUUCUGCUCCAAAUAUCUGUAUUCGUAUUUGGUAGAGCAGGAAUAAGGAUCUCAAGCACACUCCAGAUCACCUCAAAUCAGCUAGAAGAAUAUCGAAAACUGAUCCAUCACAAGUUUAUAUUGGUUGCUUUGUCAAGAACAAGAUGAGGCUGUCCGUAAUAUACCUUUUCGUUUCCACCCUUUGCCUAAUGACCUCUGCUGCUGUGGCUUUAUCUUUGGCAAAGCGUGGAUGUCAAGACACUUGUGGAAAUGUCACCAUUCCAUAUCCUUUUGGAAUUGGUUCUGAAUGUUAUGCAAAUUCGUCAUUCGCAGUGGUCUGUGACAAUUCAACCAAUCCAGCAAGGCUGCACUUGAGCAGCAUCCAAUUGGAAAUACUAGAUAUUUCGUUGCAUGGUACAGUUAGAGUUGUGCAGCGUGUUUUCCCUAUGACUUGCUCUGAUGAACAGAAAACACAAUCUUUGGGGAAAUCACUUGUUGGAAGUCCUUUUACCAUCUCAUCGAUUCAAAAUUCAUUGACUGUUUUGGGCUGCAGAAAUUCUGUCUGGUUGCGCGCCAACAAGACGACAAUAACUGGUGGAUGCAUGGCUCUUUGUGAUUACAACUCUAGGGAUACAAGUUGUAAUGGUAUAAACUGCUGCAAGAUAACAAUUCCUAUGGGCCUUCAAGAGCUUCAAGUUACUUACCAAAGCAUUGCAAAUGACAAAAAUAAUACUCCCUUCUGUGGAUAUGCCUUCCUUGCUGACAUGAAAUGGUUUAGGGAAGAUUACGGGAAAUAUAAUGGCCUGCGCAGUUAUUUGUUAGAUCCAUUUGACGGAGAAUUCGGAAAUGCAAGUAUGGUGCUUGAGUGGGAAUACGCCCGCAGUGUGAAGUUUAUCCGUUCUAGUUUCUGUGUGUAUCCGGGUGAUACAAGCUUUGCAGCUUUUAAUUAUGAAACAUUAAGUAAAGUAUGCUACUGUGACUUCGGGUUUGAAGGAAAUCCCUAUCUACCUGAAGGAUGCCAAGAUAUUGAUGAGUGUGGCAAUUCGACAACUAAUUCCUGUUCUGAGGGAGAUACUUGUGUCAACAGAAUAGGAUCUUACGAAUGUCAGAAGCCGAAAUCUCGGCUGAAAAUAGCAUUUAUCGUCAUUGGUUCUGUGCUUGGUGCACUAAUUUUGCUCCUGGGAGCAUGGAGGUCCACCAAGCUUAUUAGAAAGAGAAUCAAGGGUAUUCGAAAACGAAAGUUUUUUAAGCGAAAUGGAGGCCUAUUAUUGGAACAGCAAUUGUCUUCAACUGAUAAUGGCCUAGAGAAAACUAAGUUGUUUACUUCCAAAGAGUUGGCAGCUGCUACCGACCAUUAUAAUGAGAAUCGUAUACUUGGUCAUGGCGGCCAAGGUACCGUCUACAAAGGCAUGUUGGCAGAUGGAAGAAUUGUGGCUGUCAAGAAGUCCAAAAGGGUAGAUGAAGAUGAUCUUGAAGUCUUCAUUAAUGAGAUCGUUAUUCUAUCUCAGAUAAACCAUAGAAAUGUAGUAAAGUUACACGGAUGUUGUCUAGAGAACGAAGUUCCUCUUCUUGUCUACGAAUUCAUCCCAAAUGGCACACUUUUCCGACACAUCCAUGAACCAAACGAGGACUUCCCGUUAUCUUGGGAAAUGCGUACGCGAAUUGCUAGAGACGUAGCUGGAGCACUUUCUUACUUGCACUCUGCUGCAUAUGCACCAAUUUAUCAUAGGGAUAUCAAGUCAACAAACAUACUAUUGGAUGAAAAGUAUGGUGCCAAAGUUUCAGACUUCGGGACGUCAAAGUCAGUUGCCAUUGAUCAAACUCACCUGACCACAAGAGUAUUAGGCACCUUCGGAUACUUGGAUCCAGAGUACUUCCAAUCGAGCCAGUUCACAGAAAAGAGCGAUGUCUACAGUUUCGGCGUUGUUAUGGUUGAGCUUUUAACUGGGGAGAAAGCAAUUUCAUCAGUUAGAGCUGAAGUGGGAAAAAGUUUGGCCACACAUUUCUUGCAUUCAAUGGAGGAAGAUCAUUUAUUCGAUAUUCUUGACCCGAGGGUCCUCAAAGAGGGCAGUAGGGAAGAAGUUGUGGCUAUUGCUGAACUUGCUAGAAGAUGUCUGCAUUUGAAUGGAAAGAGAAGGCCAACAAUGAAGGAAGUUGCCGUUGAGUUGGAAGGAAUUCAACUGCUGAAAGAAGGGUCGGUGGUGGUGCAAAAUCAUGAUAAUAACAGAGAAUACCAUUCAGUUCAUGAGUUUGCUGAGUGCUAUGACUUCUCUGCCAUGUCAGGAAGCAUGCAUUUCCACACAAUUACUGCAUCCUCAGCCGAAGUCGAGCGUCCGUUGCUUGAUGAGCCGUGAAGAAUAAUACUGCAUUAUACUUCUUUAGUCUACAUCCAAUAUAUUGCUGGAAUAUAUAGUAUAUGCGUUUUCCCUUUUGAUUGUUUGUAUGUUGUGAUAUUUAUAUAUCUUUGUAUGUUUCUUCAAGUAUCCAUAGUAAUUAUAAAAGCAAACCCUGUUUCUG